Molecule: messenger RNA, 1007 nt
Organism: Trachymyrmex septentrionalis
Lineage: Eukaryota; Metazoa; Arthropoda; Insecta; Hymenoptera; Formicidae
Product: RNA exonuclease 4
Exons: 3
Coding region: 116-943 (275 amino acids)
Biological process (GO): rRNA processing
Cellular component (GO): nucleus
Molecular function (GO): 3'-5' exonuclease activity; nucleic acid binding
Source: RefSeq, a predicted model, not a curated record
UGCUCUCAUCCUCCAAACAAUUGAUGAAUGUUUUUCCGGAAUAUUUCCAGAAGUCGAGAAGAUAUUGAUACUCCUCGAGAAAAUAUUUGCACCUGGCGUUGCCGGCCAGUGUGAAAUGUUUACAAUAAUCUUUCUAUGUUUUGUUGUUUGGAUGCUAGUCAGAAUGGAUAAUGCAUUAACCAGCACAGACAAGAAAAAGAGGAACAAAGCGACAAGACAGCUGGUUCCAAGCACUGAACGUAAGGUAUCUGGAUGCAAUUGGGAAACAUACAAAAAUUUGUUUUCUAAGACGAAGACAGAAGAAAGCACUGGAGAUAAAACUGUUUCACAGAAUCACAGACGUCCAAAGUUUAAAAAAAUAUACACUACACCAGUUCGUAUGGAUUUACAGGAGCAAACCAGCAAGCAAAAUGUCGUGAAAAAUAAAGAGAACAAGACUUUGACGAAGCAGCUCGCCAUGGACUGCGAAAUGGUUGGAAUCGGUGAUGGUACCGAGAGUAUAAUAGCUCGAGUGUCAAUUGUAAAUAAAUAUGGCGAUUGCAUAUAUGACAAGUACGUUAAACCAAGAGAAAAGGUUGUGGAUUAUCGAACGGCGAUCAGUGGCGUUCGACCAGAGCAUUUGCAAGAUGGAGAAAGCUUUAAUAUUGUGCAGAAGGAAGUAGCAGAUAUAUUAAAGGGUCGUAUUUUAGUAGGCCAUGCAUUAAAGCACGAUCUCAAUGUACUGUAUCUGUCACAUCCUAGAAGGUAUUGGCGUGAUACUUCGAGAUACAAACCUUUCCGUCAAGUAUCGAAAGGAAACACUCCCAGUCUAAAAAAGCUCGCGUACGAAUUAUUAGGUAGAGAGAUACAAGUAGGCGAACACAGUUCUGUGGAAGACGCGAGGGCAGCGAUGCAAUUGUACAUGUUGUAUAAAAAUAAAUGGGAGUCGGAAAGAAAACAUUGACACGCAGAUCUUUAUAAACAAUAUGGUAUAUUCAGAAAAAAGGCAUAGCAGUUAUAAAGGUGAC